AUGACUCAUUUAGCUAAUAGUUAUUUUCCAAAUCUAGAUGCAUCAGCCGAUCCUUGGGGUGUGAAAGUCGAACGUGUUGAAGUCAAAGAUGUUCGUUUACCAGUAGCAUUAGAAAAAGCGGUGGCAGCUGAAGCAUCUCGAGAUACACGUGCAAAAAUUUUCGCAGCUGCAGGUGAAAUGAAAGCAAGUAGUAGUUUAAAAGCAGCGCCCGAUACGAUCAAUGAAUCACACAAAGCUAUGCAGUUAAGAUAUCUACAGACAUUAACACAAAUUGUUGCUGAACGUAAUUCGACGAUGAGCAGACAGGAAUAUAAAGACCAAUAUUUCAAAUAA
Molecule: messenger RNA, 333 nt
Organism: Rotaria socialis
Lineage: Eukaryota; Metazoa; Rotifera; Eurotatoria; Philodinida; Philodinidae
Source: the annotation of a GenBank genome assembly